Daldinia vernicosa is the source of this 2187-nucleotide messenger RNA. RefSeq names its product alpha/beta-hydrolase. Gene Ontology annotation, biological process: cardiolipin acyl-chain remodeling. Gene Ontology annotation, molecular function: A2-type glycerophospholipase activity. Gene Ontology annotation, cellular component: mitochondrial inner membrane. Lineage: Eukaryota; Fungi; Ascomycota; Sordariomycetes; Xylariales; Hypoxylaceae. The transcript has 2 exons. The record is from RefSeq and is a predicted model, not a curated record. Bases 323 to 1960 code for a protein of 545 amino acids.
ACUAUGUCUCGACCCGUUCAGCCAGCAGCCAAUCCGAGCUGAGCAGCCCUGGGAUCUCGUCUAAUCCGGCUUACGCGACUAAUCUUAUUUAGAAUCAAAAAGUUACCCGUUACCCGUUAGCUAACACCCGUGGAUGGUCGGACUUUACUUUGCGCAUUAGGUACUUCAUACCAGCAUACGUAUGUACGUGGUCAAUAUAGUGGCUGUGCGUGUACCUACCUAUGUAGGCUGCUAGGAGGUAGUCAUCGCAUUCCAUGUCUCGGGUUUCGCCCCCCCGUAAUUAUAUAAGAAAAGGCGUAGCCGGCUUUGCCACCCCUCCGGUAUGCCCAAAGGUCCAACUUCAAUCAUCGUACAGUCGAGGAAGCUUGUGACCACUUUUGCGCGGACGCAGCACGCCGACAACACUAUUUCUCCAGCGAUAGUGAAGACCAAUCUAUCCCCUAAGGAGCCUAUUCCAGUCCCAUCCAGCAUACCAAUUGGACGACUACAGCGACCAAUGUCAGCAUCUCGGAGUGCCGGAGGGCAAACGUCAGAAGGAACAGAGAUUCCCAAACCACCUUCUACGGGCAUGUUUCCUUUAGGUUAUAAAGAAGCUGCCUCUCAAUGGUGGAACAGUGUAACGCCUAAGAUCGCUGAACGUAACGUGAUAUCAUGCAUACCAUAUCUUCGAGAAGCCAUCGCGUCGGGUACGAGUUCUGCGACAGAUGUCCCAUCGGCGGAACAUCCCGGGGAAGCUCAGACGUCGACGAAGAUCGAUCCCUACGGGCCAAGAAUAUGGAAGUCGACAAUGGUAAAGUUGUCUGGUAAGAAUAGGGGCUUAAAUGAGUUCUCUGUAGAACGUGUCGGAGAACCCGUCGAUGACACACUCGUUAUGCUUCACGGAUAUGGAGCCGGGCUGGGCUUCUACUACAAAAACUUUGAGAAUCUUAGUCGCGCCAAAGGCUGGAAGCUCUAUGCGCUGGAUUGGCUAGGGAUGGGCAACUCCACAAGACCACCAUUCAGGGUCUGCGCGAAGGAUCCAGCGGCAAAGAUUACGGAAGCGGAGAAUUGGUUCAUAGACGCGCUGGAAGAAUGGAGGAAGAUUCGAAAGAUCGAGAAAUUUACUCUUCUUGGUCAUUCUUUAGGCGGCUACUUGAGUGUUUCCUAUGCGCUCAAAUAUCCUGGCCACGUAAAUAAGCUCAUCCUCGCUUCUCCUGUCGGUAUACCUGAAGAUCCCUAUGCUGUGAACGCCGACAUGCCAGAACCAAUGGAGUCGACAUUCCAAGACGAGUUUGCCGUGGAUCAGCAAUUAACAACAGAAAGCCACAGUACUGACGGUCUUAACGGUAAUAAGAAGAUACAGCAGCAGGAAGCCAAAAAGCGACCGUAUCCUUCAUGGUUGGUUUGGUUAUGGGACGCCAACGUGUCACCAUUUAGUAUUGUACGAUUGGCGGGACCUCUAGGACCACGGCUUGCUUCAGGUUGGACCUCUCGCCGGUUUAACCAUCUUACUCCGGAAGAGAAGCAGACACUCCACGACUAUGCGUACUCGAUUUUCAGGCAAAGGGGAAGCGGCGAAUACGUCCUACCUUAUCUCCUUGCCCCUGGCGCGCAUGCGCGACGACCAGUCAUCAAUCGAAUCCACCGUGUAGGUAGACAAGUCAUCACCCCCGCAACUGAGACGGAACCGGCUGUAAAAGAAACCGGGUUUCCUAUCGUUUUCAUGUACGGGGAAAACGACUGGAUGGAUGUAGCAGGUGGUCUUGCUGCGGAGGAGAAGCUCAAGCAAGCUCAAGCUAAGAUAUUAUUAAACGCCACCGAAGAAGAGAGGAGGAAAGAAAAAGGCGAUGCAAAAGUUAUCAUCGUCAGCCGGGCUGGUCAUCACCUCUACCUCGAUAACCCAGACGAGUUCAACAAAUACAUCCGCGAGGAGCAAGAAGAUACGAGACGACGGACGUUGCAAGAGAAGGCUCUGGCAUAAGCUUUCAUGUCUACCUAUAUAUAUAAGGGGGUGGUGGGUUUAAAUGCAUUGCCUGGCGUUUUGGUUGGAUAUUAGACUUGGGGCUUUUUUUGGUUGACGAUAAUACGAUAAUAAUGACCAGAAGCUAACUACCCAGUACACUACCUAUUCGCAAGUUACGGUACACCAACAUUAUAUACAUACUAUAUAUUUAGAUUUAGAUUUAUAUUUAUAUUUAUAUUCAAGUA